Messenger RNA from Trypanosoma conorhini, 909 nucleotides. RefSeq lists its product as uncharacterized. The transcript has a single exon. Lineage: Eukaryota; Euglenozoa; Kinetoplastea; Trypanosomatida; Trypanosomatidae. The coding region runs from base 1 to 909 and encodes 302 amino acids. The record is from RefSeq and is a predicted model, not a curated record.
AUGUUUCCCAUGUCUUCCUUUUCUCUAAUAAAUAAAAAGGGGUAUAUCUCUAAUCGGCGCCAAAAAAAAAACCUCUAUUUCUUCCUGCUGCUACUACCUUUGGGCUUCUUUGCAGUUUUGUGCUUCGCAUUGGCGGCAGCAGAGGACGUGGACGGAGUCGCCUUUUUCACCACAGGCUUCUUUUCAGCCUUUUUCCUCGUCACCUUCUUGUUCUCGGGCUGUCGCUUCGGCUUCGCUGCAGCGGACCUUGCUGGCACCUUUGCUGCCACUCUUGGGGCGGCCUUUGCUGCUGCUGCGGCUGCUGCUGCUGCUGCUUUUGCUGCUGCUUUUGCUGAUGUUCCUCUAGUAGCCCUUGACGUGGGUGCCUUCGUGUGGACGCCUUUGCCCCGCGCGGUGGCUGCGGCCACUUUUGCUAACACCGUCGCGGCUGCCGCCGCAGGGGCAUGGUCCUUGCCGCCGCCUCGUUUGUCCUUCGUCCUUGACCUGCCUUUGGCCGCCGGCAUCGGCGUUGUUGCCACUCGACCCUUUCGAGUUGGCUCCACGGCAUGUCUUGGUGGUGCGUUUAGCCACUCCGAGAGUUUGUUAGGUUUCUUGCUGCUCCGCCGACUGUCGCCCUUUGCCCGCCGCACCGAUUGCCCAAUAACAUCGGCCCAGAAGCCCUUGCGGUCCCCGCCACUUGUUUCGGCCUCUGCCGGGCUCAUGUUGUACCCCGUGAUCUUUGUGAGACCUGCCUUCUUCAUGAAAUUUGACACGCCCUCGUUGGUGCCAUUCGGGGUCUUGGCGUACAUCUGGUUAAUAUCCUCGUCCAACGAGGACGCGUCGGGGGACUGCUGCGCCUUUGUCAAGGGAUUCUUCUUCGUAAUGACUGGCCGGCUUCGCGGACUAGAGGUGGGAUCCAGAAACAAGUGA